CGGAACCCAGCGCCGAGAGCGCCGCGCGGAGCCGAUCGCAGCACCGAGAGCGCACGCCGCGGCCGGGAUGGAGCGCUACAAAGCCCUGGAGCAGCUGCUGACAGAGCUGGAUGACUUCCUCAAGGUUCUAGACCAGGAGAACCUCAGCAGUGCAGCCGUGGUGAGGAAGAGUGGCCUGGCGGAGCUCCUGCGGCUUUACACCAAGAGCAGCAGUUCUGAUGAGGAAUAUAUUUACAUGAACAAAGUGUCAGUCAACAGGGAGCAGAACUCAGCAUCUCCACAUGAAGUGCCCAAGGAGCAGGGUCCACUGGCCAAUGGGGAGGCCAGCCAGCACUCCUCAGCCCCGCAGAAGAGUCUUCCAGAUCUUCCUCCACCCAAGAUGAUUCCAGAGCGGAAGCAGCUCACGGUUCCAAAGAUUGAGUCUCCUGAGGGCUACUAUGAAGAGGCGGAGCCAUAUGACACCUCCGUCAAUGAGGAUGGAGAGGCUGUGAGCAGCUCCUACGAGUCCUAUGAUGAAGAGGAGAACAGUAAAGGCAAGGCAGCCCCGUACCAGUGGCCUUCGCCUGAGGCCAGCAUUGAGCUGAUGCGCGACGCCCGCAUCUGUGCCUUCCUGUGGCGCAAGAAGUGGCUGGGCCAGUGGGCCAAGCAGCUCUGUGUGAUCAGGGACACCAGGCUCUUGUGUUACAAAUCAUCCAAAGAUCACAGCCCUCAGCUGGAUGUGAACUUGCUGGGCAGCAGCGUUGUGCACAAGGAGAAACAGGUACGGAAGAAAGAGCACAAGCUGAAGAUCACUCCGAUGAAUGCCGAUGUGAUUGUGCUGGGGCUGCAGAGCAAGGACCAAGCUGAGCAGUGGCUUCGGGUCAUCCAGGAGGUGAGUGGCCUGCCUUACGAAGGAGCCUCAGAGGGCAACCAGUACACACCAGAUGUUCAGCGCUUGAACUGUCAGAAACCAGAUAUAGCUGAGAAGUACGUGUCAGCUUCGGAAUACGGGAGCUCCGUUGAUAGCCACCCUGAGGUCCCAGAGACCAAAGACGUCAAGAAGAAAUGUUCUGCUGGCCUCAAACUGAGCAACCUAAUGAACCUGGGCAGGAAGAAAUCUACCUCACAGGAGCCCCCAGAAAGAUCCCUUGAGACAUCUAGCUACCUGAAUGUGCUGGUGAACAGCCAGUGGAAGUCACGUUGGUGUUUCGUUAGAGACAGCCACCUGCACUUCUACCAGGACCGGAACCGGAACAAGGCGGCCCAGCAGCCCCUCAGCUUGCUGGGCUGUGAAGUAGUUCCAGACCCCAGCCCGGACCACCUGUAUUCCUUCCGCAUCCUCCACAAUGGCGAGGAGCUGGCCAAGCUUGAGGCCAAGUCCUCGGAGGAGAUGGGCCACUGGCUAGGGCUCCUGCUUUCAGAGUCAGGCUCCAAGACAGACCCGGAAGAGUUCACCUACGACUAUGUGGAUGCUGAAAGGGUUUCCUGUAUUGUGAGUGCGGCCAAAACCUCUCUCUUACUGAUGCAGAGAAAGUUCUCAGAGCCCAACACAUACAUUGAUGGCCUGCCUAGCCGGGACGGCCCGGAAGAGCUGUACGAUGACGUGGAGAUGUCGGAGCUGACGGCAGUGGUAGAGCCUGCCGAGGAAGCAACCCCUGCUGUAGAUGCUAACUGUGAGAGUGAGCUUGACCGAGUGUACCUGGACCUCACGCCUGUCAAGUCCUUCCUGCACAGCCCCAGUGGGGUACAGGCACUGGCCUCUCUUCCAGCAUUACCACAGCUGGAUGACCUAGCUGAGACCCUCACAGUAGACCCAGGCCCAGGCCCCACCCCAGAUGAGCCACAUGCAGGGUCUCCAGAAAGCCUAGAGGAACAGCAGAGGCAGCUGGAGAGUCAGGAGCCCUCGGAGCCCUCGGAUCCCACGGAGCCCACCUUGAGAAUCACCACAGUUAAACUGCAGGCCGAGCAGCAGAGAAUCUCCUUCCCAGCCAACUGCCCUGACACCAUGGCUUCUAGCCCCACCAGUGCCAGCCCACCUGUGAAGGACAAGCUGAGGGUGACCAGUGCAGAGAUCAAACUUGGGAAGAACCGGACAGAGGCUGAGGUGAAGCGGUACACGGAGGAGAAGGAAAGGCUGGAGAGGAAGAAGGAGGAAAUCCGGGGGCACCUGGCUCAGCUCCGCAGAGAGAAGCGGGAACUCAAAGAGACGCUGCUAAGAUGCACAGAUAAGGGAGUCCUGGCCAGCCUGGAGCAGAAGCUGAAGAAAGUGGAGGAGGAGUGUCGGAUAGAGGAGGGCAGGCGUGUGGACCUUGAGCUCAGUAUCAUGGAGGUGAAGGACAACCUGAAGAAGGCUGAGGCUGGGCCUGUGACGCUGGGCACCACUGUGGACACCACCCACCUGGACAACAUGAGCCCUCGCCCACAGCCCAAAGCUGCCACCCCCAACCCCACUCCAGACUCCACCCCAGUCAACUCUGCAUCCGUGCUCAAGAACAGGCCUCUUUCAGUCAUGGUCACAGGCAAAGGCACGGUCCUGCAGAAAGCCAAGGAAUGGGAGAAGAAAGGAGCCAGUUAGGAAACAAGAAUCACCUGAAGACUCUUCUAUGUCAGUGUGGACCUUGGUGACAAUCCUGCUUCAAGUCUUUGAUAAACAGCAGCUCUGAGGAAGGGUGAGUCUGUGCAGAAGAAAAAGCAAGGAAUGAGGUGCCGUGAAUGGAGCUUCGGUUAGAGGAAGGCACAGUCUCCUCUUCAAGCCAAAGGGAAUACAGCAGCAGCGGCAGCGGCUUCUCUGGAGACCUAAGUCUACUGGCUGUUAAUGAGACAUUGUACUUUUUCUUUUUUUAAGAUUUCAUCCAUCUAUUGUUUUAUCAAGAUUUUUAAGUAGUGAAAAAAUAGCCACAUGGCUUUGAGUGACAAGAAAAUCUACCCUUCUGACCCCUUAUCUUUUAUCCUGUAUCUGGCAACAUUAAGGGUUAAAUUACCCUUGACUCCACACUGGUGGGCCCUUACAUAGUCUUUGAUGAUCUUAAAGAGUGUUAGCCACCAAUGGCGUGAACUCUGGAGACCAGUAGCAGGGACAUAUUUGGAACCAAGCUAAGGCACUGAGCCCACUAAGGACUUUCCCCCUAGUCCACGGCAGUUGAUUCAACCGCCUUUAACAGACAAACUCUUAAACAAAUGCUGUAUUGUAUACGGGAAACUCCCUGUGUUUACAGACUCCGUCCUGUGUCCAGGCCACUUUUACGAAAAGAGUUAGUUAAUGGCCUCUUCAUUCCCAUUUUAAAGAUGUUUUUAAUUUCUGGUCCUCUUGCAAGAAAAACAGUGGUGAGUUAGAGUACUGGCAGCCAGUGCUGUCCUUUUGUGGUCUGUCUCUCUGUGAUGGCAUUAACACAGGUUGAAACAUUUCAUCUAUCACCCACCCCAUUUCUGGGCAUUCAGAAUCAGUUAUCAAACACUGGUUCCUGAAGGCUAAAUGUUUUUAUGCAUAUUGUCUUUCUAAUCCCAGGGCAUUUAUUUCCUGUGUCAUAAACACUUGGUGAUCUUUAUCAAGUGGUGAGU
Molecule: messenger RNA, 3537 nt
Organism: Peromyscus eremicus (cactus mouse)
Lineage: Eukaryota; Metazoa; Chordata; Mammalia; Rodentia; Cricetidae
Gene: Afap1l2
Product: actin filament associated protein 1 like 2
Exons: 19
Coding region: 68-2554 (828 amino acids)
Biological process (GO): positive regulation of DNA-templated transcription; inflammatory response; regulation of mitotic cell cycle
Cellular component (GO): cytosol
Molecular function (GO): SH2 domain binding; SH3 domain binding
Source: RefSeq, a predicted model, not a curated record